Messenger RNA from Carassius gibelio (silver crucian carp), 3394 nucleotides. Its product is annotated as transmembrane protein 41B-like. The coding region runs from base 107 to 955 and encodes 282 amino acids. Lineage: Eukaryota; Metazoa; Chordata; Actinopteri; Cypriniformes; Cyprinidae. Gene Ontology annotation, cellular component: endoplasmic reticulum membrane. The record is from RefSeq and is a predicted model, not a curated record. The transcript has 7 exons.
GGAGAAAGCCGGCUGAAGCCUUGCGUUCAGCUUUUACAUUGACAUAUGUUCUCGGUUGACAUCUGAGAUCGAACUUCAUUAUUUUCUUUUGUCAAAACAGAUCAUCAUGGCCAAGAAGAGAAGCGGAAACCGCGAGACAGAGAGCAGUCCGCUGGUAGAACCGGAGCCGAGGCCCUCCAAACAAACUCCGGUCCUCAAAGGACCCCAGUCGUCAGGAGGAGCCUCCGCACGCAUGUCAAUCCUCCUCCUCAUCACUAUCUUUGCCUGUUCGGCUUGUGUCAUGUAUCUGCUGUUCAGAAAUUUCCCAGAACUGAGCGAAGACGAGAGAGAAAAAAUCAAAAUCCCUAAAGACAUGGAUGAUGCCAAGGCAUUGGGCAUAGUGCUGUCCAAAUACAAGGACACAUAUUAUACUCAAGUGCUUUUAGCAUACUUUGCAACAUACAUCUUCCUUCAGACGUUUGCCAUCCCAGGCUCCAUAUUUCUCAGUAUACUCUCUGGUUAUCUCUACCCUUUUCCAUUAGCUCUGUUCCUGGUCUGUCUGUGUUCUGGCCUUGGAGCGUCUUUUUGCUAUAUGUUGUCUUAUUUAGUCGGGAGGCCGAUGGUGUACAAGUACCUCACAGAGAGAGCUCAGAAAUGGUCACAACAGGUGGACAAGCACAGAGAGCACCUCAUUAAUUACAUCAUUUUUUUGAGAAUAACUCCUUUCCUUCCAAACUGGUUCAUCAACAUCACCUCGCCGGUCAUUAAUGUGCCUCUGGGUGUCUUCUUCCUGGGGACCUUUCUUGGAGUGGCUCCUCCAUCCUUCGUGGCGAUUAACGCAGGGACGACUUUGUACAAACUGACCACAGCUGGCGAGGCCGUGUCCUGGAACUCUCUUCUCGUGUUGGGGCUUUUAGCUGUGGUCUCCAUCCUUCCCGUCUGCUUUCAGAAGAAAAUCCAGCAGAAACUUGAGUAGAGAUCAUCAUCACCCCCUGCUUGAUUCAACUCAGGAAUGAUACUGGUCCUCUAAACUUCUCCUUGCUUUCUUCUCCUCUUUUAUGCAUGUACAACAAACCCUCAUUUCAUCAUAUAACGGACAGCCAGUGGCUGUCAGGACUGGCCUUCCACUGAUUCGACAGUACUUCCAUGGAAUGAAACAUUUUCCAUUUAAGCAAUAUUUUCGAUAUUGAUGUCUUCAGUGGAUUUUCAGUUUCUCAAUAUUUUUCACAAUGAUUUAUGUGAGAUACACUGGAAGAGGCAUAUUUUCACUCCCUCUGAAGUUGCCGAGCUAAAAUGGAGCUAAAAGUGCCAAUUUCAACCUUUUUUUACUGUUGAUUUAAGGUUCAAAUGUGUUUGAGAAUGAGGUAUUACAUGCAUCAGAAACCUUUUGCGGGCGAGCUUUGUGGGUUUACUACUUCUUUUUCUUAUUUCUCAUGCCAGCUGAGACUGCGGUAGGGAUCUGAAUGGACGAUCUCUUGACAGUUCCCCGUGUACUGCUGCUAACUGUAGACGAUAGUGCUUAGCUGUUGUUAUAGACUUUAUUUUCCCCCAAAACUGAUAAAUAUGGAUGAUGCCACAUUAGUAUUACAGAUCAAAACUGUAGAUAAAACAUAUUGAUAGUUUCUGCCUUAAUAUAACUAGUUAAGUUAAUUGAAGUAAAAGAAAUGGCACGAAUAUCCUGAUGUCACGCAUACUGAACCAUUAACACCUAUUUUAGCAUUUAAAACUAUUUUUAAUUUUUUAUAUUUGGACGCAGGUUUUUGAAGUAGUCAAAAUGCUGAAUUAUUAUUAUUAUUAUUAUUUUUUUUUUAUCAAACAUUUUAUAAUUUAAGUAAUAUAAUAUUGGGUUUUGUUUGUUUUUCAUUUAAGCCACGUGACAGAGGGAAGUAUUAAAUUCUGGAAAUAUAGGAGAUUUGUAACUGUUACAGUCGGUUUAAUCAAGCGCAUGUCUAUUUAAUGGAAUAAUUCACACGAAAAUGUAAAUUUGCUGAAAAUUCAUUCACCCUCAGGCCAUCAGAGAUGAGUAGAUGAGUCUGUUUCUUUAUCUGAGCAGAUUUGGAGAAAUUUAACAUUACAUUACUUGCUCACCAACUGAUCCUCUGCAGUGAAUGAAUGGGUGCCGUCAGAAUGAGAGUCCAAACAGCUGAUAAAAACACAACAAUAAUCUGAAAGUGAUCCAUACGACUCCAGUCCAUCAAUUAAUGUCUUGUGGAGUGAAAAGCUGCAUGUUUAUAAGAAACAAAUCCACCAUUAAGAUAUUUUUAAUUUCAAACCGUUGCUUCCGGCUAAAAUGUUAUUUUACUCCCUCUGUCCAUAAUAUUGCUUUUUUUUUCUGUGAAAAGCCUGUCUUGUCUGAAUUGAGAGAGAAAUAUGCUCCGAUCAAGCACUGUUACCAAGUGAAAACAGUCCAAAACAGUUGUAUGUUGAAGGAUUUUAAUGUGAGAGGACAACAGGGGAUGGACUUUGUAAAUGGAGGAAGCAUUACUGUGAAUUAUGGACUGGUAUUUUGGCCAGAAGCGAAUGUUUAAAUUUAAUGCUGAAUUUGUUUCUUACAAACACAGCUUUUCGCUUCACAAGACGUUAAUUGAUGGACUGGACUCGUGCGGUUUACUUGUGGAUUAUUGUGAUGUUUUUAUCAGGUGUUCGGACUCUCAUUCUGACGGCACCCAUUCACUGCAGAAGGAUCCAUUGGUGAGCAAGUAAUUUAAUGCUAAACCUUGGAUGUACUGAGGGUGAGGCAUUUUCAUGUGUGGGUGAACUUUUCAUUUAAUUGACACAACUUUAUGCUGUUAAACUCUCUGCAGUUAAAUUUGCCUUUCAGUAAAUCAAAUCAGUCUUAAAAAAAUGACUAUAAUAUUGUUUUCCUUUUUUUCUGAAUAUAAUAGUCAUUAAACCCUCAAUAUAUUAGUUCCUUGACUGAAAAUGAAAUCAACAAUUUGUGCAAUGGGAUAAAUAGACCACCUGCACUGUAAUUUCUCUUACUUGGUAUGGUGUGAUGAGGGACGGUUCUUAUUCCAGAUUUCAUUACCCUGUUACCUCUUUUCAAUUGUUCUCUCAUGUUGCAUUAAUUUAUUUUUUGCAGUUUCUGUCUGAAUGUCAAACCUAACAUUUAGUUUUUGUCAUCUGUAAAUGUCUAAAUGUUCCCAGCAGCUCUUGACGUUACAUGGCACUAAGCCGAGGGAGCGGAUGUGACUGAGUUAUUCAGUUGUUCUGCAACAGUUUCAAGCCUCAGCAAGCUGUAUUUGUUAUGAUGAUGAGUAGUGUGUUGAUGUACGCUCUCGGACCCAUUUAUAAUUUACCAAGUUGUACUCAUCCUGAUUUUUCUCCAGCAAUUUUUUUUUUUUUUUUUUUUUUACAGAACUCCUCAAUAAAUUAAGGCUACUGAUUCCAGUAUUACGUAAGAUUUAAUUGACAA